AUGUCCCCAGGGAACAGCAGCCAUGCCCUGGCUUUCCUGCUGACGGGCAUUCCCAGGAUGGCUUGGUUCCAUCUUUGGUUUUUCUUCCCUUGCUGUCUGAUGUAUCUCAUCACAAUCCUGGGAAAUGUCACCAUCCUGCUCAUCGUGAGAGCGAAUCGAAGGCUCCACCAGCCCAUGUACUACUUCCUUUCGAUGCUGGCCACCACAGACCUGGGCCUGACUCUGUCCACCUUGCCCACGGUGCUGCGCGUCUUUUGGUUUGGUACCGGAGCGAUCAGCUUCCCAGCCUGCCUCACCCAGAUGUUCUGCAUCCAUGCCUUCUCCUUCACAGAGUCCUCAGUGCUCCUGGCCAUGGCCUUUGAUCGCUACGUGGCCAUCUGCUGCCCACUGAGAUACUCCUCCAUCCUCACCAGUGCCAGGAUUGCAAAGAUUGGCCUGGGGAUGGUCUGCCGCUCCCUGACUCUGCUCCCACUCAUCUGCCUGCUCACACAGCUCCCAUUCUGCAGGUCCCACGUGCUGUCCCACUCCUAUUGUCUGCACCAGGACAUGAUACGGCUGGCGUGCACAGACACCACCCUGAACAGCCUCGUGGUGUACGGCCUCACCGCCAUCCUGCUGGUCAUGGGGCUGGACGCCGUCCUCAUCUGCCUCUCCUACGUCCUGAUCCUCAAGGCUGUCUUGCGGCUGGCGUCGUGGAAGGAGAGGCUCAAGGUGUUCAGCACCUGCAUUGCCCAUAUCUGCGUGGUCCUGGCCUUCUACGUGCCCCUGAUUGGGCUGUCCGUGGUGCACAGGUUUGGGAAGGACCUGGCUCCACUGGUCCAUAUCACCAUGGGGAACAUCUACAUCCUGGUGCCCGCUGUGCUCAACCCCAUCAUCUACGGGGUGAGGACCAAACAGAUACAGAGGAGGAUCCUGAUUUCAGUCAAAAUUUACAAUGACAGAACUGCCCGUUGA
Molecule: messenger RNA, 954 nt
Organism: Tyto alba (common barn owl)
Lineage: Eukaryota; Metazoa; Chordata; Aves; Strigiformes; Tytonidae
Product: olfactory receptor 51E2-like
Exons: 2
Coding region: 1-954 (317 amino acids)
Biological process (GO): G protein-coupled receptor signaling pathway
Cellular component (GO): membrane
Molecular function (GO): olfactory receptor activity; G protein-coupled receptor activity
Source: RefSeq, a predicted model, not a curated record